AUGUCGGACAAAGCUUCUUCUUCUUCUUUUCAUCCUGCUUUUACAAUCUCAAAUAUUAAGAGUAGCAUUCCCAUUGUUCUUGAGAUGGAGAAUGUUCAAUACUCAACUUGGGUGGAACUCUUUAAGGUUCACGCGCGUUCUCACAAAGUUCUCGAUCAUAUAAUCACUCCACCUAAGGGUGUUGGAACAACAACAGUUCGGUUCAUAACAAAGGGUAAGGAGAAGCCACCUCCCGCAACUUAUGAGGAGAAGGAACUAUGGUCGACUUUGGAUGCCACGGUCAUAUCAUGGAUAUACUCCACCAUUUCUAGGGAUCUUUUGAACACCAGCAUUGAACCCGAUUCGACGGCUAUGGACACUUGGAAUAGAUUGCGUGACAUAUUUCAAGACAACAAACAUUCCCGCGCCGUUGCUCUUGAACAGGAAUUUUCUACCACAUCAAUGGAGAAUUUUCCUAAUGUGUCGUCCUACUGUCAACGCCUCAAGUCAAUUGCUGAUCAAUUGAAAAACGUUGGGGCCCCUGUUUCUCACAGUCGAAUGGUGCUACAGAUGGUUGAUGGCCUUUCAAAGGCAUAUCGUGCUGUCGGCACUCUUAUCCGACAGAGUAAUCCGCUUCCCCCUUUUUAUAAGGCUCGGUCCAUGCUGACAUAA
Messenger RNA from Chenopodium quinoa (quinoa), 651 nucleotides. RefSeq lists its product as uncharacterized. The transcript has 2 exons. The coding region runs from base 1 to 651 and encodes 216 amino acids. NCBI's taxonomy places the organism in Eukaryota, Viridiplantae, Streptophyta, Magnoliopsida, Caryophyllales, Amaranthaceae. The record is from RefSeq and is a predicted model, not a curated record.